This is a messenger RNA of Aplosporella prunicola CBS 121167, 1820 nucleotides long. RefSeq lists its product as uncharacterized. The transcript has 2 exons. NCBI's taxonomy places the organism in Eukaryota, Fungi, Ascomycota, Dothideomycetes, Botryosphaeriales, Aplosporellaceae. The record is from RefSeq and is a predicted model, not a curated record. Bases 95 to 1564 code for a protein of 489 amino acids.
UAUCUACGUAGCAUCUCCUACCAUCCCUACCUAAUUCAGCCCUGCCGUACCCUGCGUGGCCCGCGCCGUUCCGAUCAAACACCACCAAAACAACAUGUGGAAGAAGGGCUUUCUCUCGCGCGGCAAAGACACGGCCGCGCAGGUGCAGAUUGGCAAUCCCGUGCUGAUCGAGACAUCCUACGACACGCGGCUGCUGCAGAAAGCGCACACGAGGCAGGACUCAGGGUCGAGCGCGGGCGCGUCUCACGGCAACGGCGGCGUCUCCAACACGCAGCGUCAGAAGCAAGCGUUACAGAUCCGGCCGUACUCGAACGCGGCGUCGUCGUUCUACUCGCAGCCCACGCCCAACGUGCCGCACGAGCACUGGCCGCCGCAAGGGCUGGGGCUCACGGGUCUGACAUACGACGUCUCGCCCGUCGACGACGACCCUGCCGACGACGACUUCUGGAGCAAUGGCAGCACCCCGCUGACUGCCCAGACGGAGCGCACCGACGACCCGUUUGACGGCUGGAGCAACGCCGGCCGCCCGCCUACUACCCACACCGAACGCACCACCGACCCCUUCGACGCGUGGAGCAACGCUGGCCGCCCGCCCACCGUCGACGUCGACCUGCCAUCCAGUGCGGACGCCGCUGCCGAAGAUCCCAAGAGCCGCUUCAGCUGGACCACGCGCGCCACCUCAUUCCAGCACACGCCCUCCCUCUACUACGCGCACAGCCCGCCGCCCAGCCCGCCACCCGUCCCCGCGCAAUACAGCCUCGACGCGCAGUACGGCACCGCGCGCCAGUCGCACAACCCCAUCUUCACGCCGCCCGCCGUCUCGGUCGCCAGCCACCUGCUGAGCCUGCGCAACCGCGCCGCCUCGGCCUCGCAGUCCAGCAUCGCCACGAGCACGCUGUCGACGGUGCCGAGCCGAAAGCCCGUACCAGCGCCUUCGGCAGGGCAGACGCUGCAACCGGGCAAGCAGCGCGCGAACACGGCGCCGUAUCAGCCGCAGCCGCAACCGCUGUCCCAAUCCCAACCUCACCAGCGCCUUCAUCAUCAACCCCAGCGCAGCUUCACCGACCGCGCGCCCGCCGCCGCUUCAAUCAUGGACCGCGGCCGCGGCGCAACCACGCCCACGGGCCCCGCGCGCCCGCCGCUACCAACCCGCUCCAUGACGGAGCACCUCCCCGCACGCACCUCGUCCAAGCCCGGCACGCCCUCGACGCCCACCUCCGCCAACAAAGCGCUCCCUCUCCCCCCAUCCCUCGACAACCCCGCCACCGACCACGUAACCAAACUGUCCCUCCAACUCGACGCGCUCUCCACCCAGCGCAACAACAUCACCCGCCUCAUCCAGUCGCUCACCGACACCGAAACCGCAAAUAACCCGCUAGUAACGGACCUAGCGACGCGACGCGCGCAGGAGGCGAGGGUGAAGAGCCUGGAGGCGGAGCUGGCGGAGGUGGGGCGCCAGGAGCAUGACGUCGGCAUGAAGUUGCAUCGAGCGCGGAAGAGGGAGGAGCGGGAGGGGGCGGGGGUCGGGUUCGGCACUUUGUGGGUGAGGAGGGUGACGGAGUAGGGGGUGCGGAGUUUGGGGGGUGUACGAUUAAUGCGGCUGGGAUAGGUUGGCUUGGGUUGCGGAGUUGGAGUUGGGAGCACAGCGAGCAUACAUACGUGCAUGCGUACAUGUGUGCGUGGCUGGUCCAUUCAUUCAUUCAUUUGUUCAUUUGUUCGCUCGCCCAUACAUACAUUCGGACGCAUACCCCAUACCCCUUUUGCUAGUAGUUUUCCCUUUUUUUCCUUAACCUCGAAUUCGAGUUUUUUUCCUUUUUUUU